AACAGAGUUGCAGCAGUUUACUGUGACAGCAUAGGGGGUUAUUUACAUGUUUCAUUUUCACUUUAACCCAAACGCUUUAAAGGUUGCGGCAGCUUGGAGUCGUCGGGAAGACGUUUAUUCGCUGUAUCGUAUCGCAAGUUAAAGCGCGUGGCAUGUUAGUGACGUAAAGUUUAUGUAAGCCGAAAAUGCAGAUCGCGAAAAAAUACUUGACAGAAGGCCUGAUUCAGUUGACUAUCCUGCUCAGCUUGGUCGGAGUUCGGGUAGACAUCGACAGCUACCUAACCGGCUACUAUCCGCCUCUGGCAGAGAUCAACUUGGGUCCGAGCUCAGCCUACACCCAGACACCCUUCCACGUUUUAAGGGAAACGCUCGACGGCUACGGGGUCCACCCGAAAUGCCCCGAGCUGGACUACUUCUUCGCCAGCCGUCGGCUGCUGGAUGAGGUGAGGACGCUCGGCUCGCCGCGGUUCCACACGCAGCUGAACGCGUGGCUGGUGCACCAGGUCUCGUCCGCGGGGCCCUCGACCACCAGCAGCGACCACGACACCAGCGCCGGGCCGGAAAGCACCGAGGAUGAAGCCGGAGGUGCAGGCGAGCACCUGCCCGUCAGAGGCCAAGAGGUGCACCGCCAGCCCAACUCUGAGCUGGGACAGGGGCCUUGUGGCGCUGGAGCCUUCCUGAGUGAGGAGGAAGCUCAGAUUAAAGAAGAGGAGGAAGCCGUUCCACUCGCUCAGCUGGCCCACAGUUCAACACUAGAACAGGAGAGUCUGCUUGAAGGCAUCGGCACGCUGUCGGAGCCGGUGCUUCACCACGUUGCUCCCGCUACUGAUAUCGACUGGAACAAUUUGCUCUCCGUUCCUGAUCUAGACGACUUGGACUCUCUUGUUGCCGGUCGCCUCUCGGAGCUCGACUCCGACAUCAACGGCGCCAUCAGCCAGGAUGUCAGCUUGCAUGACGCCAUGGUAACCGGCGGCGGGGCGUUCGGCCCGGCGUCCGGGACGGCGGCGUCCGGGACGGUGGGCCAGCAGCGGAGGACCCUCCUGCGGCUGGAAUCCACAAACUCCUCGCUUUCAGACCACCUGCCGGGGAUGGCGGUGGGCCUGGCAGCGCUCCCCUUCGCCUCGGUGUGCAAUCUGACUGGAAACAUGACGUCGCAGAGCGGGCUGGAUGGCUGUCUGGACGAGGCCGUGUUCGACCAAAUCAAUCAGCUGGGUUUGGAGAGCCUGGACGCCAUUGACGAUCAUCUGAACUACCUGGACUGCUUAGACUCUCAGGCCUUUGAGGACUUGGACUCGGAUUCGGGACUCUCCCUGGAAAGCAGCUAUGGGUGUCCAGUGUCUCCAGGUUCAUCGGAGAUGUCCUCAUCGUCCAGCUCGUACUACGAAGAAGAGGGCGGAGCCACAGGCUACAGCAGCGAGGUGGACUCCAAGCCCCCUAAAAGCAUAAUAGACCACAGCACAACGUGGCAACCUGUAGAUCUGAGCGAGAGCGUGUGGCACGAUCACAGCUACACGUCUCCUCCCGUGCUCAGCAAGCCGUUUCUGAGGCUGCCCUGCAAAACCGAGGAGCCGGAGGAGGACGGCGGCGCCCAGCUGGACGACCGGGAGCUGAGCCGCGACGAGAUGCGCGCCCGUGCCAUGUGCAUCCCCUUCUCUGUGCUGCAGAUCGUCAACAUGCCCGUGGAGGAGUUCAUGGAGGUCCUGGACAGCCACAGCUUCUCCCCGGAGCAGGUGACUCUCCUGAGGGACAUCCGCAGGCGCGGCAAGAACAAGCUGGCGGCGCAGAACUGCCGCAAGCGCAAGCUGGACGCCAUCACGGGGCUCCAGGAGGAGGUGGAGAGGCUGCACGCCCAGAGGGAGAGACUGCUGCGGGAGAAGCGGCUCACGGCCAAGACGAUGGGCGCCGUGGCGCACCAGUUCAAGCAGCUGAGCCGGGACGUGCUGUCCCGGCUGAGGGACGCGUCGGGGCGGCCCCUGAACCCCGACAGGUUCUCCCUGCAGUGCGGGGCCAACGGGAGGGUGGUGGUGCAGCCCGUCAGACAGCCGUCUGUCUCCACGUCGGCUGGCAAAAAAACAGACAAGAGAAAGAAGGAAAAGAAGCAGUGAUGCUCUCUGGGACUUUAGUUGUUGUUUUUUUUGGAUAUUGCUGAACUUUACUUACCCUGGCUUUGUGGUUUUACUUUUAUAAACGUUGUCUCGGGAGCCCUCAUUUUUUCAGAAGCUGCAAAAACAAAAGAGACUUGGAACAUAAUUUAAUUUUUUUUUUUUUAAAUCUGUACAUAUAGAGAAAAAAAAAGUAGCUUACACACUGGACAUUGCUUUGCUUAUUAAAGAUGGGCAAGGCACACAGGGUUUAAGGGAACAGUUUAGCUGCUGGAAGCGCUAUCAGUCUUUCUUUGUGCCUGUUAAGAUAUGAACGUUUAUUGCUGAGUAUGACAGUUACUGGUUGUUCUGUUUGUUUGCCCUGUACUUUACCCUCCUACUUCUAAAUAGGCAAAUAUUGUAUUUAUAAAUGGCUUGAGGCUCUUGAAGUUCUUAUAUAUGCGUCGUGAGACUAUUUUUUUUUUAUUUUUAUUUUUUUUAUUAUUUUAUAACUUAAAAUGCAAUUGCUAAGAAAAAAAUAAAACUCCACCUAAUGUUUACAGUCAACAUUUCAAAGAUCAGAGGGUAAGAUAAGGUUAAGUCUUUGAAAUGAGGGAAAAAAAAAUAUUUUCUACAAUCGUCUUGAUGACAUAGAGCAGACCAAUGAUUAAAGAGGCCUUAAAGUGUGAUUUUUAUUAUUUUUUUUUGGUUAUUUUGGGAGAAAGCGAUCCUGGGAUGCAUGUUUUCGUGAAGCGUUUCGAAGGUUACCGGAACAAAUGGAAAAUCGACAUCGUUUGGACGUGAGCCCACCUCGACGUCACCAUUCAAGUUUUGGUAUAAAUAUAUAUUCUACCUCACGCUUCCGUUCUUUUUCGGCUAAAUUUUAAAUGCUCUUUCGGGACCUGAAAAAUCUGUAUCAAUGUUGCUAUGACGCCAACGCCAACUUCAGGUUGAAAUGUAAUUGACGUCUUUGCAUAGUUAUUAGCGGACGCACCUAUCAUAUUAUUAAGCUAAUAUUAUUAGCGGAUAUCACCUAUAGGUAUUGCGGAGGAGUUUUCCACCACCGGCUUUUGCUAUUUUGGACCUGCUGAUACUGAAUGUAGCUGCUUCAGAUCUCUCUUAAGAACUGUAGGAAUGGACGAUAUAAGAACAAAAAA
Molecule: messenger RNA, 3238 nt
Organism: Fundulus heteroclitus (mummichog)
Lineage: Eukaryota; Metazoa; Chordata; Actinopteri; Cyprinodontiformes; Fundulidae
Gene: nfe2l3
Product: nuclear factor, erythroid 2-like 3
Exons: 6
Coding region: 186-2105 (639 amino acids)
Biological process (GO): regulation of transcription by RNA polymerase II
Cellular component (GO): nucleus
Molecular function (GO): RNA polymerase II cis-regulatory region sequence-specific DNA binding; DNA-binding transcription factor activity, RNA polymerase II-specific
Source: RefSeq, a predicted model, not a curated record